Molecule: messenger RNA, 207 nt
Organism: Cordyceps fumosorosea ARSEF 2679
Lineage: Eukaryota; Fungi; Ascomycota; Sordariomycetes; Hypocreales; Cordycipitaceae
Exons: 2
Coding region: 1-207 (68 amino acids)
Source: RefSeq, a predicted model, not a curated record
AUGUCGACCGUCCGCGCCACGGUUCUGAAACAAUGGAUGAAUCUCGGAUAUCCUGGCGGCGCCGCCCUUCCCGUAUUUGACGUCAUCGGUACGGACGCGUUCCAGGAGGCGGACGUGCUGGGCAUCUCGCGCGGGUGCACCAAGUGGAACGUCGCGGUGCGGACGUGGCGGAGCUGCCGAGACACAUCGACGAGACGUUUGAGGUAG